This is a messenger RNA of Fulvia fulva, 519 nucleotides long. RefSeq names its product Low glucose sensor SNF3. The coding region runs from base 1 to 519 and encodes 172 amino acids. Gene Ontology annotation, molecular function: carbohydrate:proton symporter activity. Gene Ontology annotation, cellular component: membrane. Gene Ontology annotation, biological process: carbohydrate transport; transmembrane transport. The record is from RefSeq and is a predicted model, not a curated record. Lineage: Eukaryota; Fungi; Ascomycota; Dothideomycetes; Mycosphaerellales; Mycosphaerellaceae. The transcript is spliced from 2 exons.
AUGGCGUUGCCUCCAAAGUGGUAUCAGUUCCUGGUCUCUGUCUUCGCGUCCCUAGGCAGUGUGCUCUACGGAUAUGAUCUCGGUGUCAUCGCAGGCGCUGUUGCGUCGAACAACUUCGUCGCGACCUUUGACCCGACCAAAGCUGAAACGGGGGCUGUCGUGUCGGUCUUCACAGGAGGCGCUUUCUUUGGAGCAGGGCUUGCAGGUCCCGCUGGCGACUAUCUUGGACGCAAGAAGACGAUCUUGCUCGGUGCCCUGAUCUUCAUCUUAGGAGGUGGACUACAGGCUGGCGCUCAGAAUUUGGGAUAUCUCUAUGCUGGACGAGCAAUUGCUGGACUUGGCGUUGGCUUUCUUGUCAUGAUUAUCCCCCUCUACCAGGCCGAGCUCGCGCAUCCUGAUAUCCGUGGCCGUGUGACUGCGUUGCAACAGUUCAUGUUGGGAGUUGGAGCGCUGGUGAGUAAAUCCGAAGGGCAGAAGACAUCAACUGUCUGGAACAUGCGCGCGGCAUCCCUAGCUUAG